AUGACUUCCAAUGGUCAGCAAAAUCUUGUUUCACACCUCUCCGUCUUGUACGAGAGUGCUUCUCAAUUUGCUUCUGAGACAGCCUUUUUGAUUCCCCAUGAAAGUAAUGGCGAUCAAAAACAAGAUUUUAGUUGGGAUACAGUCACCUAUGAGCAGUUCCUAAAUGAUGUGGAGCGUUAUGCCUUGCUUUGGAGGCGUGUUCUCCUCUCCCGAGAGAUUUCAGCUGGAUCAAUUGUUGGGAUUCCUGGUUUCACAUACUUGGACCUUCUUCAUAUUUACGGUAUCUCAAGGGCAGGGUACAUCCCACAGCUCUUUAGCAUUCGACUGCCUAAUCCCGCCGUAAUCUUUGAGCUCAUCUCCAAAACAAACGCUGCAGCUCUUAUUUAUCACGGUUCAUUUGGUUUGAACAUCUCAAACUGUUUAGUACCCCACUUCUCUUUGAACUCUUUGCCUCAUUCGCUUUCCAGCAAGGAGCUUGGGACUCUUCCUCCAUUACAAUCUCCUGGCCCCAAUAGCGUGAUAUUCAUUUUUCAUACCAGCGGCUCAACAUCUGGCACUCCUAAGCUCGUUCCGUGCACUGGAAAGUGGAUUGACUUCAUGGUGAAGAAAUCUACUGUUGUUGCGACACCACGAGCCGCGUCUGGCCGAGAUGUGACAGUGUGGAUGGGAAGCCUGUGUCAUAUUGCUCAAUCCUUUAUGAUUAUGGGAUUUCUUAAGCAUGGAAGUUGUACAAUCCAGCCUUCUCAAAUCGCCUUCUCAGCAGAUGAGCUGCAAAACAUGGUCCAUCGGUGCGGACUCAACCGCCUCAACCAGUUUAGUACAUUUAUUUCAGCCCAUUUUCGCAGAGCCAGAGAAAACCCAAAGCUGUUAGUAGAUCUACAAAUGCUGGAUUCGAUUCUGUACAGCGGAUUGCCCAUGCCUCAGGAGGAGGAAGACUGGGCGUAUAAACACGGGUUGAAGCUAUCGAAUAUAUUUGGAAGCACUGAAGUAGGUGGCAUGAUGGUGUCUAUCGAUGGCGCAGGUUCCGAUGCUGCCUUGCUUCGCCCUUUGCCCGGUACGGUCUAUAUGUUCGAGCCGGCCGUGGCGGAGGACAACGGCCGUCAAUUCACAGAGUUGAUCAUCUUACCGGAGUCUCCAGACUGCCCUGUGGAGUCCUUUCGGCAGAAAGAUGGCAAAUUCCACACUGGAGAUCUAUUCAUGGAAAUUAAGCCAGGAUGCUACAAAUUUUGUGGGCGUAAUGAUGACUGGAUUAAGAGCGAAAACAGUCUUCGUUGCGAUACUAGGUAA
Molecule: messenger RNA, 1287 nt
Organism: Trichoderma gamsii
Lineage: Eukaryota; Fungi; Ascomycota; Sordariomycetes; Hypocreales; Hypocreaceae
Exons: 4
Coding region: 1-1287 (428 amino acids)
Biological process (GO): fatty acid metabolic process
Molecular function (GO): medium-chain fatty acid-CoA ligase activity
Source: RefSeq, a predicted model, not a curated record